ACAAUAGCACACUUGAAAUUUAGCGCGAUAUAAGCACGAAGUUACAUAUUUCAACUCGUUUUAUCAAUAUGUUAUAGUUUACAUACUUUUUCUAAAAAUAUGGCUCAUCGACUUACCGUUUCAUGCGUUUAAUAUUCUUUAUCCAACAUUUCUUUUAAACAAAUGUUCACUAGUUAUUGUGACAACAAUGUGACAAUGGUAAAGAACAAGUUUACAUCGAGAAAUAGGUUAAGAUUAUGUUGGAAUUUCUCUAGUAUCGAAUUUUUCUCGAAGAACGCAAGCGAAUAACGGGUCGACGAAAAAAAUGAGCAAGCUAUGGAAUUAUUUAAUAUUUCAAGGAUGGAUGUCGUAUUUGAUGGCAUCUGGUUUGUUGGUUUUCACAAGCGGCUUUUUGCUCAAUCGCGUUGCAAGACCGGAACGAGCUGAAUGUAAAGAUUGCACGGAUUCUGAUUGUAACGUCAAGCAACUUCUUCAGAAUCCUGAUGCCGCUGCAACCACGUGUCUCAAAAGAAAGUCACGUGUUGUAUUAUUAGUCGUAGAUGCUUUAAAAUAUGAUUUUGCAUAUUGGUAUAAUGAUAAUAAUUCUACCUCAUCUUAUUAUCGCAAUAAGUUACCGAUAAUUCACGAAUUGUUGCAAAAUCAACCUAUGAAUUCACGCUUGUAUAAGUUUAUAGCAGAUCCUCCGACAACAACUAUGCAACGAUUAAAAGGUCUUACCACAGGAUCGUUGCCAACCUUCAUUGACAUUGGAUCUAAUUUUGCCUCUGAAAGCAUCAACGAAGAUAAUAUUGUAGAUCAAAGCACUGCCGAAGGUAUAGUUUUCAUGGGUGAUGAUACCUGGACUAAUUUAUUUCCUGGCAAAUUUAAACGUCAAUUUCCAUCACCAUCUUUUAAUGUUUGGGAUCUGGACAGUGUUGAUAAAGAUGUUAGAUACCGUAUAUUUUUCGAGAUGAAGAAGAAAGAUUGGUCUCUCUUGAUAGCACAUGUUCUUGGAAUUGAUCAUUGCGGACAUAAACACGGUGCUAAUCAUCCUGAGAUGGCUAGAAAGUUAAAUGAUACAAAUAGUCUGAUAAGAGAUAUCAUCGAGUCCUUAGAAGAGGAUACAAUACUUUUUGUUGUUGGUGAUCAUGGAAUGACAGAAAGUGGUGAUCAUGGUGGUGAUAGCAGGAAUGAAAUUGAAGCUGCCAUGUUCGUUUAUUCUAUGGUUCCUUUGAUAAAAUAUGAUUCAUCUAACAAUACUGUGAACCAAAUUGAUCUUGUUCCAACAUUGGCAUCUAUUCUUGGGACACCUAUACCAUUUUCAAACUUGGGAUCUGUUAUACUUGAUUCAAUUCCAAGUUCAUCAAGAAAUAGGAAAUUAAAAGAUGAGUUAUGGUAUUUGUUGCAUUCAGUGUGGAGAAAUAUUGCACAGACAAAAAGAUAUAUAAGUGUAUAUUCUGAAGAUACUUACUUAUUUUCUAAAGAACAGCUUCAAAAUUUGGAAAAUAUGUAUAACUAUCUAUUUAACCAAAUUAAGAGUAUUAAUACUAUUGAAGAAUUUGAUUCUUUUAUUGUGAAUAGUCGGAACUACUUUAAAUUGCUCAAAGAUACAUGUUCUGAAGUUUGGGUUCAAUUUGAUUCUAGUCUAAUGUCAAAAGGCCUAUUUUUGAUGUUUUGUGCUUUGUUUUUCUUUUAUCUAUUUAUCACAGGCAUUCCAGAAAGUCGUAUGUAUAAAAUAUUUGAGUCUUCAUUUCUACAAUGUUCUAUUUUAGCAAAUUUAAUUACUGCAUUAAUAAUGUGCCUUUUGUUUUUCUUUGAUAUUUUAGAAGAAUUCAAAAACACUACAUUGUUUGCCACUGGUACAGUAUCUAUAAUAUUAUUAGUAAUAUUAAUUACUAAGAAUUGGGAUGUUAUUUCAUUGAAUUGGUAUGAUUAUAGAAAAAUAAAAAAAUUGAUCUAUAUUACAAGAUUAGUACUUUUUUUAACAAUAUGCAGUCUCUUUUCUAAUAGCUAUAUUGUUGAAGAAAGUAAUGUAUUAUCUUUUUUAAUCGUUACUCUUCUUUGGCUUAUCAUGUUUAAUCUAACGAAAAAAGAUGCUAGUGAAAAUCCAGAAAGAAAAACAAAGCCAUUUUUAAAACAACAAACAAAAUCAAACUUGAAGAUAAUUAUAAUAGCCAGUAGCUUAAUAGCAUGUAUUUCCAUAAGAUUAUCUUAUUACUUCUGGCGUUGUAGAGAGGAGCAACAACAACGUAUAUGUUCUGUGUUUGUAUUUGGUAAAACAAGUUCUAUAACAUCGGACAAUUUAGAACGUAUUUUACUUGCCAUCACAUUAAUUAUACUUGCAUUACACAUUACGAUAAUAAGACUAUGGUUGCAAAAUUGUGGAAACCUUUCUGGUUUCUCUCCUAGUGUUUUAGUAGGACAAUACUGUCCUGUUGUGAUAGGUGUUUGUAUGGGUUGUUAUUGGGUCCUUCUAAGGUUACCAAAAUUUGUAAAAGUAAAAUUUGCACUGUCUUGGCAAGUAAGCACAUUGCCUAACAUAGUGUAUGCAUUGAGUCUGUUUGCAAUCUUUAUAUUAUACUAUCGUCCGCUUAGUAUAUUUUUACUACCAAAGAAAAAGGAAUUAAUUAACAUAUACCAAGAUGAAAAUGUAGUACCUCGAUUAUUUGAGAAAAUAAAGGAGUCAAUUUAUCGAAAAAACAUAGAUGUAGAUCAAACGCCAGUUGUUUAUGGCUUGGGUACUGCGUAUAGCGCUACAUUUGUCUCAUUAAGUGUAUUUCUUAUGUUGUUAUAUUCUUUAUUGUUAGGGGAUAUAUUAUCACCUAGUACUUUCUUAAUGUUUAUAUGUUGUACCUCUGUUUUGGGCUUAUCAGCGAUAGAAAGAUACAAGAAUGCUAAUAGUAUAUCUGAACUGGUAGAAGUACCUACUCCCAUACUAUUGUGUUGGUUCUUAAUAGCAGAAUAUUUCUUUUAUGGAACUGGGCAUCAACCAACUUUCCCUACAAUUCAUUGGGAUGCUGCUUUUGUAGGAACAGGUGGACAUUUCUAUGGAAAUUUAUUACCAGCAAUCUUAAUAGAUAGCUAAAAUAAAAUUUUCGGAAGACAACAUGAAAAGAGGAGAACUGCAUCUGUUUGAACAAGAUUCUGUGUUUCAUGCUGCAAUUUUCUCAGUCGCAGGAAAAUAUAUAUUGCUUCAUGGAAUCAGA
Molecule: messenger RNA, 3185 nt
Organism: Bombus pyrosoma
Lineage: Eukaryota; Metazoa; Arthropoda; Insecta; Hymenoptera; Apidae
Gene: PIG-O
Product: GPI ethanolamine phosphate transferase 3
Exons: 3
Coding region: 305-3064 (919 amino acids)
Biological process (GO): GPI anchor biosynthetic process
Cellular component (GO): endoplasmic reticulum membrane
Molecular function (GO): mannose-ethanolamine phosphotransferase activity
Source: RefSeq, a predicted model, not a curated record